AUGGAUAGUGUUCUUGAUGGAGAUGCCAUCUCCAACAUCGCCAUGUUUCACAGUAAGACACUUGAGGCUUUGAAAACAAAGGUCUUAGAUAAUUUUGUUCCCAUGGAUGGCCCAGUGAGGGUAGUGGUUGCUACCACAGUCCUAGGAAUGGGGGUAAAUAUCCCAAAUGUGGAAAGGGUAUGCCAUUUUGGCAUACCUGAUACCGUGGAAGAUUAGUUCAGGAAAUCGGGCGGGCAGGACGAGAUGGAAGAAAAAGCCAUGGUAUAUUGUAUUUUAAGUCCUACCAUUUGGCGCAUUGUGAUGACAGCAUGAAAGCAUUCAUCAAAAAUCCAGAAACCAAAUGCAGACCUGAGAUGGUGGCGAUGCACUUUAAAACAAAGCAUACAAAAGUUUCCCCAUUACAUGACUGUUGUGACGUGUGUACUGAAAAGUGUGAUUGUUCCCUGUCAUCUUGCAAAGAAGGUCCUCACAUGGCCCAACCUGCUAUAACUGAAUGCAAUGCUCCAAUGAGAACUGUAGAGGAUGAUGAAAGACAUCUUUUGUGUGAAAUUUUGCAUGAAUUGAAAGACUCCACAAAUGCCUCUGGCUCAAUAUUUGGGUCGAACAAUUUAUUGGCACAGAUAGAUGACAAUUUAAUAAAAGAACUGGUGAACAGCUGUGAGUACAUCUUCACUACUUCUUACCUGAUGGAAAACUUUGCAAUAUUUAAUAGUGACAGUGCCCAACAGAUUCUCUCUGUGUUUGCGAAUGUGUUUGGGGAUAUACGAGAGGUAUAA
Molecule: messenger RNA, 776 nt
Organism: Porites evermanni
Lineage: Eukaryota; Metazoa; Cnidaria; Anthozoa; Scleractinia; Poritidae
Source: the annotation of a GenBank genome assembly